This is a messenger RNA of Lachancea lanzarotensis, 876 nucleotides long. RefSeq names its product LALA0S09e01112g1_1 (gene TRS31). The record is from RefSeq and is a predicted model, not a curated record. Gene Ontology annotation, cellular component: TRAPPI protein complex; TRAPPII protein complex; TRAPPIII protein complex. Bases 1 to 876 code for a protein of 291 amino acids. The transcript has a single exon. Lineage: Eukaryota; Fungi; Ascomycota; Saccharomycetes; Saccharomycetales; Saccharomycetaceae. Gene Ontology annotation, biological process: endoplasmic reticulum to Golgi vesicle-mediated transport.
AUGAAGCAGAAAAUCAUCAAUCCGUCCACCUCUGUGAACACUGCAACGCAUCCAGGUUCCACCGGAUACGAUUAUACCAUGGGUCCGCAACAAACACUGCCGGAUUUGCCCGUUUCCUCCGGAACCAUUGCUGCGUCUGGCACCAAUGGGGGCUCGUCCACAGCUGCCUCAGCCCACACGUCUCUACCGUCCGUUUACAACGGCUCGCUCCAUCCUCACGCCCACAAUCAGCAUGUGUCAUUGGCAGCAUUCGCUUUUCUGUUCCAAGAGCUUAUUUCACAGGCUCGUAACGCAAGCAAAUCCGUUUCUGAAAUCGAAAUGCGGCUUCAUCGUAACGGCUACCAUAUCGGUAUCAGACUGCUAGAAUUACUGAAUUUCAGAAGCAGCGUUUCGCCCGGAUUCGGCUCGACUUCAUCGUCCAGGGCAUUUUUCUCCAAAACUUCUAUCAACUCUUCUUCGAAUACUCUAGCGCUUAACAACGCGCUCACAACUACCCAGGACGAACCGUCACUGGCCCAGGGAAUCUCUCACAUGAAACGCCGCGACUUGAAACCCGUAGAGAUUCUCCAGUUUAUACAUAGCACCGUGUGGACUUACCUUUUCGGUCGUGUUAGCGACGACCUUGUCAAAUCCUCGGAACGCGACAAUGAAUACAUGCUCGUGGAUUCUGCACCCAUGCUGUCACAGUUUAUUAGUUCUACCAACGUUCAGUGCGAUUUUUUCGUGUGUGGUAUAAUUGAAGGCAUCUUGGAUUCAGCUAGUUUCCCUUGUAACGUUACCAUUCAUUCAGUUCCAGAACCCAACUUUCAACAAAGAGCCGUGUUUGUAGUUCGGUUUGAACAGCAGGUACUCGAACGAGAAGCGCUACGAGCAUAG